AUGGGAUACCCACUAAUUCUGAAAGCAACAGUUAGCAGGAUCAGAAAAACCAGUAGAUUUGUGAUCAGAAGAGCUGACUUUGAAAAGCUCUACCUCAAAACUGACCUUAGUCAGCCAGUGGCACUACUUACAGACCGCAGACUGAAAGGCAAGAGUGAUGGUCUUCUCUUUCCAUCUGCCUGUCUCAUAGCACUGCCCAUGUGGCAGGUAAACCCAAGUAAUGAUUUGGAAUCAACCACUGAAAUUUCUCUGGGUUGGGCCUCAGAGACUGUUGGGCCUAACGGAGGCCCUGAAGAGACUUUCAGAUGA
Molecule: messenger RNA, 309 nt
Organism: Rangifer tarandus platyrhynchus (Svalbard reindeer)
Lineage: Eukaryota; Metazoa; Chordata; Mammalia; Artiodactyla; Cervidae
Source: the annotation of a GenBank genome assembly